UGUAGUUAAAACCGUGCUUCUUCAAUCACUUGUAAUUGAAACCGAGGCGCAGAACCGUUAACAAGAAGCGCAAACUUGGCGGAGGUUGUCGUUGUGGCGGUGCUUUGGGGCUGGAGCUGUUGCUUGGCAGUGCGCGCGCAGUGUCUCGAGGGAGCGCAGGAAAUAGAAGCGGGCAUGCGCCAACGCGCGCGCUACACUUCAGCUGUACACGAGCGCAGAGCGCAGCGUCACGCGGACACGGAGCUGCUCGCGGACAGCAGGCAUGCAACCCAAGUUGGAAGGAUAAAACGGGGUUUCGUGGUCGCGCGUGUUCAGGUCGAGUUUUUCAUGAGCCAUGCUUGAGUUUUGAGGAAGACUGAAAGGAGACUCGCUGAGUUACAGAGUAGAAGGACUUUCUGAGCACAAUGAAGACAGUUAAGGCUCCAGGCUUAGGGCCAUACUCGAUAGGCCAUGGACUGUAAGGUGAUAGACGGAGGGAGAAGGUGUCUGCGCUGGGCCACCAUGAGGCUGCCGUACAUCUUCAUGUUCCUGCUGCUUUUCAGCGCCGGAGGUUUGCUGCUCCUUCUGCACUUACAAUACCUCACAGAAACCCUCCAUGAACAGGCUCCAGGUGGAAAGCUUAUAUUCCCACAACAGAGGCCGGACCAGUGCCCUUAUUGUCUAGACAAUAACACACACACCUCUAGUCCAAAAGGUCGAAAAAAGCUCAGUCGUGUUCGCCCAGUAAAUCUCUGGACUCAGCGCCCUCCUGUCGCUCACCCCAAAGGCGUUGCACCUCAAAUCACCAAGAACUAUCGCAAGCUCCUUCUGAAGAACUCAGCCCUGCUUCUGCAGCUCAACAGCACUGCUGCUGGCCAGGCUUCCAAUCACAUCCAAAGGUUGACCCAAAUACAGCAGUCCCGCCGCAAGCUGAUGAGAGACGUGUGUGCCAAAUACAGAAGCCUCACGAGGACCAUAAGCCGCAGGCAGGUGUCCCGCAUCUAUGUAGAGGACACACACAAGCUCCUGUACUGCGAGGUGCCCAAGGCAGGCUGCUCAAACUGGAAGCGUGUACUGAUGGUCCUGCAGGGCCAGGCGUCCUCCACAAGGGAGCUCCGACACGAACAGGUGCAUUAUGCGAACCACUUAAAGCGACUGGACUCCUUCGAUCACAAACAGAUUGCCCAUCGCCUGAAUACCUACACCAAAGUACUCUUCCUGAGGGAGCCCUUCGAGAGGCUUGUCUCAGCUUUUCGGGACAAGUUUGAAAGCCCAAACUCGUACUAUCACCCAGUGUUUGGGAAGCCCAUCAUCGCCAAGUACCGUGCUAACGCAUCGAGGUCAGCCCUGCUCACUGGAGAGGGUGUGACCUUCAAAGAGUUCAUCCAGUACCUGCUCGAUGUUCGGCGUCCUGUGGGGAUGGAUAUCCACUGGGAGCGCGUGGUGCAGCUCUGUAGCCCCUGCCUCAUAAACUACGACUUCAUUGGCAAGUUUGAGACAAUUGAAGAGGAAGCCAAUUUCCUCCUCAGGCAUAUCGGAGCGCCUGCUAACCUGACUUUCCCCAGCUUUAAAGACAGGAACCCGAAUGCAGCCAGGACAUCCUCACGCAUUACACAGGAGUAUUUUUCUCAGCUGAGUUUAAACCAGAGGCAGAAAACCUAUGACUUUUUCUAUAUGGAUUAUCUAAUGUUCAACUAUUCCAAGCCAUUCUCAGAUUUACACUGAGGAGUUUGGGAAUGUAUAGACUGAGAACGUUUCAAUUGUUGGUCUAUUGUUUGUGUUGUACUUCCUUCUAAUUAUUCAUUAUUUUCUUUAUUUAAUCUCUCUUUUUAAUGUAAUUCAUCUGUUUAUUUAUUCUGGCUUAGGCCAACUGGUUUGUGCAAGCCUACACUACUCUGUCAGAUCUCAUAAACAUGGACAUUAUCACUCAAUUUGCACUCACUUUCAGUAACCACUUCAUCCUGAUCAGGGUCGCAGUGGAUCCAGAGCCAAUCCCGAGAACACUCGGUACGAGGGAGGAAAUACACCCUGGAUGGAAUGUUAAACCAUCUCAGGGCCUAAACAGGGAUAUUAUGAAGGAAUAAAACAUGAUGGGGUGUGCUGUUAUAGGAAAACAAUUUAUGACUAGGUAGUGUGAUGUGGCACAGUGCAAUCUUUUUUUUUAACAGCACACCCCAAAGUGUUUUAUUCCUCUUAUACCACAUUAUGUGCAAUGUCUGUGUAACAGAAUAGUUUCUGUAAUCAUUUACAUGAUAACAGCUAUGAACAGUUUUACCUCACCUAGCCUCUCUUUUUCGCUCUCUUGAAGCUAAUAAGAAACAAAAAAUUUCAGCUUAAAGUAUAACUAAAAAUCACUAAGCAAAAAGCCCAAAAGAGCAGUCUAUUUUCUCCACAAUAAAACAGCAGAUGAACCAUUGGACAUCCAUCCAUUUUCUGUACUGCUUACACAGGGUCACAGGGAGCCUGGAGCCUAUCCCAUGCAGGGAACUUGGGGCACAGGGCAGGGGACACCCUGGACGGGGUGCCAGUGCAUCACAGGGCACAAUCACAUACACACUGGCACACUACAGACAAUUUAGAGAUGCCAUUCAGAUUACUGGGGGAGGAAACCGGAGUACCUGGAGGAAACCCCUAAACCACGGGGAGAACAUGCAAACUCCACACACAUAGGGUGGAGGUGGGAUUGUGAGACAAACAUGCUAACCACUAAUCCACCGUGCCCUUUAGCCCUUUUACAUGUGAACCUGAAAUGAUUUGUGCAGACAUAUUGUACUCAAUAUUAACCAACACCGCCAUCUCCCUAACUCACACGCACUGUACGAGGCUUAAAGGUACGUGGAGAAUGUUUGGAGUUAAUUAAUGGGAGAUCAACUCAACUGGGUGGUGUGAUGAAUAAAAUCUAUCCAUGUUAGCUAACAUUAUGUCUAACAUUAUUAGACAACUAUAUCGUUAACAUCAGUUAACUUUAUUUAUUAGGGAUGGCACUACAAAUAUUUUACUUAAAAUUCUCAAAAACAGCGCAAGAAAAAAAGGACAACAUUUUUUAAUUAAAAAGAUUCAGUAGACCUGCAACAAAGUGUCAAAUCUAACACUCAGUAAUGGUUAUGAUCAAGUACCGAAUGUAUGUAAAUUCUAUUUUUAUGUCACAGACAGUCGUAAAAAGCAUUUCACUGCACAUCGUACUGUGUAUGGUUGUGCGAGUGACCAAUAUAAUUUGAAUGUAAUCAUUAGAAAGUGAUUAAAUACGCUUUGUUUUGCUCUCAUGCGUGGUCAGAACUCAGACACUUUCAAACACUGAGCAGCAGAAGAUCAACAGUGAAAAUGUCGGCCAUGUGGACAUUAAACAACCAAUUUUUAAAAGGAGUAUAUCAAUAAUGUUUAACUGUUGUUUUUUUGUUUGUUUUGUUUUUUACUGCUUACUGCAGAAUCUCCUCAAAAUCCACCAUCCAGCUGAGGUUUUACAGCAGUCCCUAUUCUCCUUAAACAUGGAAAUGCUUAUUUUCCUGACUUUUAUAGACCGUUUGGACGAAUAAAUUGUUUAUUAUUGUUUAUUAUAAAAGUCCCUGUGAAUUAGUUGUUACUAUGGAAACGUAUUAGAAGGCAUACAUUAACAUGAACUUGUGAUUUGAAUUAUAGUCAGAGCUUCUGUUACAGAAGAUUAACCAACACCUUCUGACCAAUCAGAAUUGAGAAUUCAACAGUGCUGUGGUAGAGUUAAGGAUUAAUCUAUACAAAUUUUAGGAUCUAAAUGAAGUACAAAUUAUUUAUUCAUUGUUAUGGGUCAGGUUUACACUAUAGUCCAAUAUAGUGCAGAACUCAUUCAUUGUGUCUUUAAGAACUGCCUUUCCUCAUUAAUCUGAUUAUUUGUUCUAAAAUGGUCACCCAUGUUACCUUUCAUUUGUUGUGUUGAAUGUUCCUCACUUUGCACAGUUUUUGUGUCAUGAUGCCACCAGUAGCUUAAAAACACUCUGUCAUUGGGCCAUUGAUGAAUGAUGAUGUUUGAAGUCUACGAUGUGGAUGUCUGAUGUGAUUUGGUGUUCUGUACAGCCCAUAAAACACAGUGUAGCAUGCCUUUAGCCUUACAGCAUACUGCCGGUCAGAACAUAUCCUCAUUUUUACGUGUUGGGAAUGUUUGAGUUUAAAGGAAAACAUAUAAUAAUGUAUAUAUAUAUAUAUAUAAAAAAGUAUGUACCUCACAAAGUAAUGACAGCGUCUUAAUUUUAAGUCGAAUGUAUAAUGUCUAUGUGCCAUUGCCUUUUUUUUUUCUUUUUUUUUACUGUUGAUAAUGUAUUCAGAUUAGAUUAUUUAAGUAAUUUGGGGAGAUGUAUUACCAAAUUUGAACCAAAUAAACUGGUUUUAAGGUGA
Messenger RNA from Ictalurus punctatus (channel catfish), 4344 nucleotides. RefSeq names its product carbohydrate sulfotransferase 8. Gene Ontology annotation, biological process: proteoglycan biosynthetic process; carbohydrate biosynthetic process. The transcript has 5 exons. Lineage: Eukaryota; Metazoa; Chordata; Actinopteri; Siluriformes; Ictaluridae. The coding region runs from base 451 to 1704 and encodes 417 amino acids. Gene Ontology annotation, cellular component: membrane. The record is from RefSeq and is a predicted model, not a curated record. Gene Ontology annotation, molecular function: sulfotransferase activity.